AAUUCUGUAAAACCUUACAAUAAAUAUAUAGUUCAUGCUUGGCAAUACAAGUUCAGGUCAGUGCAAAAUAAAGCGUGUUUUAUUUAUUAGGCUGUGACAAGACAACUAAGAGGGCGAAUGAGGGGCAUCGAUGCUAUUUCAAAGUAAAGAUGUCUAUGAGGGUAGAGACGGUGAGGAUGUGGCAAAUUGAGGUCGAAGGGCAACACGUCCCUGCCAUAGUUGAGUGGCGUCCUCCGAAAAAGAACUUGCUGAAAACUACAGAGAUGAAGGAAAGACUCAAAGAUGUGGACAUUCAGGCCAUAACAGCAAGAAAACUGGCGCUACAAGUUGUUGGGACCCAUUGGUCACCGUCAGGCCAGGCGCUACUGAAUAGAACUUUAUUUGGCGCUGCAUGUCAGCCCAGAUUGAGAAUUAUUUGUACCGACAAAGAAAAAAGAUCCACAAGGCUGUGUCUUUGGUGCCCUGCGCUGACUCGGACAAUGAUGAUGGUGAUGACUCGGACAAUGAUGAUGGUGAUGGCACUGCCUAUGGGCUGGUUAACGCUGUGAGACACAAAUGCACCCGUUCAGGAUUAAGUUAUUUUGAGGCAUAUAUAUAUUUAUAUAUAUUUAUAGUUUGUUGUGUUUUUUAGAAUACUUUAUGUCAUCAUUUCACCACUGAUUCUAGUCAUAAUGUUCUUCGAAUGAAAUGUUGUGUUUAAAUAUAUAACUUUUUUAGGAGGUGGGGGGUACAAAUCAAUCUAGUCAAAAUGUUAUUCAAUGUCUAUUUUAAGAAUCUAAAUAUAUUAUAAUUGGUUGUGAUUUUUUUAUAAUGUAUCUCAGUUGUUAUGUAAUUUACUAAUUUCAUCUUUGUUGUAAUGAUCAAAUAAGAAGUCCUAUAUUUCGUUUCGAUAGGGCUUCUUGAUCGGUAACUGUAUGUUGAUCUUUUCUGGGUAUAUUAUCCUAUGUGCAUCAUUCUUGUUUAGACCUCUGUUUCCAUGAAAUUUCAAAUAAUUUGCUGACAUCUCUGUUCUUUUUACCGAGUAAGUUCUAUACUUCGUUUCAAUAGGGCUUACUAAUCGGUAAGGAUGUGUUGAUAUCUUCUGUUAACUUUCAUGUAAAUACAACGCAAUUAAUAUUAUUA
Molecule: messenger RNA, 1122 nt
Organism: Dreissena polymorpha
Lineage: Eukaryota; Metazoa; Mollusca; Bivalvia; Myida; Dreissenidae
Exons: 2
Coding region: 150-548 (132 amino acids)
Source: RefSeq, a predicted model, not a curated record